Cucurbita maxima (winter squash) is the source of this 1918-nucleotide messenger RNA. RefSeq lists its product as uncharacterized. The transcript has 9 exons. The record is from RefSeq and is a predicted model, not a curated record. Bases 98 to 1825 code for a protein of 575 amino acids. Lineage: Eukaryota; Viridiplantae; Streptophyta; Magnoliopsida; Cucurbitales; Cucurbitaceae.
CCCUUCACCUCCAAGCCAUUAUCAUCCAUCCUCUUUGCUUUUAACCCUUCAUUAUCCCCAUGAUCUCCUCCUCCAACUCUCAUAUCAACUAACCCUCAUGGCUCACCCUCAUCCUCCACACUCUCCCUCCCAAUAUAUGAAGAAGAAGGUUAGUGGGCAAAGGAAGAAGGAAGAGCUUGAAAGAGAGGUGUUGAUGCUUCAAAAAUUGCUACAUCAAGAGGAAAAGGUGCAUGAGAUUUUAGGUGGUCUUACUACACAACAAAAUGCUUCACCACUUCCCAUCUCAACGAACUUCCUUCCUCCUAAGGUGAAGGAGCUAUUGACAGAGUUAGCUAUGGUGGAGAGUGAAAUAGGAAGACUUGAGAUUCAAAUCAUCGAACUUCAAAAAGACUUGAAAAGUGAGAAACAACGAGCCACACGGUCCAAACUAUGGAGCUCUGAGCAGACCGCUCAAGCCAAUAACGCACCCAACAAACCACCAUUGAAUUGGAACCCAAUUAGCAAGCCAACUUUUGACACCAAGGGUCUCCACUUCAUUAGCAAAGCCAUCAAGGGAGAUUAUGCCCUCAAUCACUUUAGAUUGGAUGCCAAAAAUGAAGAUCUUAGAGAUAAGAAGGCGACUCAACUUUCAUUCGAAGAGCUUAAACUCCAAGAACGAGUUCCGAGAAAGAGUGGCCUUCUUGUCCCUCCGUCUCCGUUACGAGAACCCCAACAUCCUUCUCCAAAGCGACGGGAACGAAGUCCGUUACACAUGCCAUCCCAAAAAUAUGUGUCGAUGCCAAUACCGUUAGAAGAAAACAUUCAAAAUUGGCAUCCCAAUAAGUUAUCAGAGAGCAUUAUAAAGUGCUUAAACUUCAUAUACGUGAGAUUGCUAAGAACCUCAAGAACAAUGGAGCUAGAGAAGUCGGGUCCCAUUUCGAGGUCAUUGCAUUCCUCUUUGAGCUCGAGAAGCUUCCGAGUCGAGAAUGGAUUAAACUCAGGUCUUUCACUACAUAAGGAAUUGAGGCAACAAGAUCCUUAUGGCAUCUUCGAAAACGAAGAGUCAAUUCCAAGGGAUAUUGGUCCUUACAAAAACUUAGUCAUAUUCACAUCAACUUCCAUGGAUCCAAAAUCCAUAGCGAGUGCUACCUUCAUCCCUCUCAUAACCAAGUUAAGGGUUCUGAUGAACAAUUUGCAAACAGUCGAUCUAAAGCCAUUGAAUUACCAACAAAAGCUGGCGUUUUGGAUCAACAUGUACAAUGCUUGUAUCAUGAAUGGGUUCCUCCAAUACGGAGUGCCUUCUUCUCCAGAAAAACUAGCUGCUUUGUUGAAUAAGGCCAUGGUUAACAUUGGAGGCAACACCAUAAACGCACAAGCCAUAGAGCAUUUCAUUCUAAGGAAACCAUUGUCGACCAACAAUGAGGAUAAAAACAAAGAAGCCGUUGUCCGGAAGCUGUACGGCCUGGAAUCAUCGGAGCCAAACGUGACAUUCGCCCUCUGCUGCGGGACCCGGUCUUCCCCGGCGGUGAGAAUAUACAGCGGCGAGGCGGUAGCGGCUGAGCUUGAGAGGUCAAAGCUAGAGUAUCUGCAGGCGUCGAUAGUGGUCACCAGCUCCAGAAGGGUCGCCGUGCCAGAGCUUCUGGUUCGAAGCUUGCCAGAAUUUACAGCGGCAACGGCGGCGGCGGCGGACAUGAAGGCGGUGGUGGAAUGGGUGUGCAACCAGCUGCCGACGUCGGGGAGUUUGAGGAAAUCGAUGGUGGAGUGCUUCAGAGGACAUUCCAAAACGCCGCCCACGGUGGAGACGCUGCCUUAUGAUUUCGAAUUUCAGUAUCUUUUGCCGUCGUGAAUUCAAUUCUUGUAAAAAUGGUAGAUGAGGUGUGCCGUUCAUAAUUAUUUCUUAAAUUUCAAAUAACAACAUAUAACAUCUUGAUUGGUUGGU